This is a messenger RNA of Oncorhynchus kisutch (coho salmon), 432 nucleotides long. RefSeq names its product glycoprotein hormone beta-5-like. The record is from RefSeq and is a predicted model, not a curated record. Gene Ontology annotation, cellular component: cytoplasm; extracellular region. NCBI's taxonomy places the organism in Eukaryota, Metazoa, Chordata, Actinopteri, Salmoniformes, Salmonidae. Gene Ontology annotation, molecular function: hormone activity. Gene Ontology annotation, biological process: G protein-coupled receptor signaling pathway; regulation of thyroid hormone receptor signaling pathway.
AUGACCCAGAGUAGAGGUACUCAGUGGUUGCGUUCUGUGCUGCUGUGCUGUGAUCAUGGCAUUACACUAAUCCAGGCUUCAUCCGUCAACCCCCGCUUCAUUGGCUGUGCUGCGGAGUUUACUUUCCGGGCCAGGAAACCAGGCUGUGGUGGGCUGCACAUCACCACGGACACCUGCUGGGGGCGCUGUGAGACCUGGGAGAAGCCUGUCCUGGACCCUCCCUACAUAGAGUCCUACCAUCGUGUGUGUACCUACAACAAGACACACCUGGUGACGGUGCAGCUGCCUACCUGCUCAGCCAACAUGGACCCCAUGUACACCUACCCUGUAGUCUUGAGGUGUGACUGUGGAGCAGUUGUGGAAAAACCAGGGAAACGGAUCUGCCUCUGUGGAGACACCAUCUUGGGAAAUCAGACGCAGAUCAAGAGCUGA